CUGACACAUAUGUUGAGAACGACGGGCAAGAAGAAUCGUCAUCUACAAAAACAAUUUCAUAAUAAAAACAAACGACAGCAGAAUGUAUUCCAUUAAAAGAAUUUGUAAAUCUGUUAAAUCUUCACAUCGAUUUCAAAUUGGUUUUAUCGAUUGUCGUACCUACGCCACCAGCCUAUCGCAAUUGUACAAGAAAUGUUACGAGAUAUUACAAGUUUCGUCAGAUUCAGAUCAGGAGACUGUGCGGUUGGCCUACAUAAAUCUGGUUAAGAAAGUUCAUCCAGAUAGUGGAUGUGACGAAGCUAGUGCAAAGAGAUUUGCUGAGGUAGACAAUGCUUUUCGAAUACUUCAGGCAAAGUAUGCGAAGGAACGACGAGGUAUACAGACUCAGGAAACGGCUGAUGUGAAGGAGUAUGACAUUAAGCAUACAGCACCACAACAUCGACAAUUUUUGAGUUUCGAUGGAAUGGGGGUGGGAUCGCCUGCUCAAAGAGAAAAACAAUAUCAACAAUCGAGAGCGUCGAAGGCAUAUAGCAAAGUUUUCGAAUAUCGGAUAGACAAACUAAGCGCAAGCGAAGCAGCACUGAUGAAACCAGGAGCAUCUUCGAAAAAUCACGCAAUCAAAACGAAAUACGGAUUUGAUAGGGUAGUUGAGGAUCUAAUACAAGAGUCCAUGUCAAAGGGGGACUUCGAUAAUUUGCAAGGCACUGGUAAACCUCUAUCUAAUGCUCAAAGCCAGAAUCCUUAUGUCGACUUUACUCAACAUAAAAUCAACAAGAUCCUUCUUGACAACGGCUUUACACCCGAAUGGAUAACUCUACAAAAAGAGAUAAACUCAGACAUUGACGAUUUAAAGAAAAUUUUGUCGGACAAACGAUCAUAUUUUAGUGAGUUACCUCUGACUGAAGCAGAAGCUGCACAAUGGGAAAAUUUUCUUGAAAGUCAGGAGAAUCGUUUGAUCGAAAUUAACAGGAAAAUCGACAAAUAUAAUUUACUUGUUCCUAUAUUGAAGCAGCAAAUGUGUCGCGUUCAGAUGAAUAAAAUUAGUGAAAAAGUAUUAAACUGUAAGCCGAAUGUAAACAAUCGUAUUCUUAACAAAUCUGAUAAUCCUAAGACACCGGAGCGUCAGAAUAGUGGCUUUUUGUCGUUUUUCUUUCGGUGGACAUAAUAAAAAUAAAUUUUGAAUAAGUAAAAGAGUCGAGUUAUAUAACUGUAAGUUAGGGUCCU
Molecule: messenger RNA, 1224 nt
Organism: Bradysia coprophila
Lineage: Eukaryota; Metazoa; Arthropoda; Insecta; Diptera; Sciaridae
Product: dnaJ homolog subfamily C member 28
Source: RefSeq, a predicted model, not a curated record